UAGCACCUAUUAUAUAGAUGCUAUAAGUAGUGUAAAUCACAAGACAAGUAGGAAUCUGAAGCCAUAAAUUGCCAACACCACCAGAGAUGACAUUAGCAUUGUCCCAAUUCCCCGCUCUUGAAGUAUAUGCAAAACUCGGUGGGAACGCAAGACAUGGCGUAGUGCUGAGUUCAUAAAGACAACAACAAACACUUCACCAAAUAAUAUUCAGCUCCCACUUUCCUAGUUCCUUUCCCCUUGUACUCAAUCAAUCACACCCCUUUCCUCUUUCUUUGUCCUUAUUAUUUAAGGCCAAUCACUUAUCCCUCUACCGCAAAAACUAUUCUCUAAUUACUAUGACCUUCAUAAGGGAGGAUGAUGAUGAUCAAGUUGAUGAUGAUCAUGAUCAUGAUCAUGUGGAUGGUGGUGGAUCACAAAACAGUGCCAGCAACAUCACUGAAAUUGUGACCACCCCAGAAGGGGAAAACUUAGGAGAAUGGCUGAGUCUAGGCCUCAAAGGAGACAUCAACAUGCCAGCAGAAGAACAAAACUCAUCAUCAAGGCCUCUCCACAGCAACAACAACAAGGUAUUCUCAUGCAACUUCUGCAUGAGAAAGUUUUACAGUUCACAAGCCUUAGGGGGUCACCAGAAUGCACACAAGAGGGAGAGAGAAGCUGCUAGAAGCUACCACCAAUCUCAUCAUCACAGAAUUGGGUUUUCUUACACUACUUCUCUGGCAACUAGGUCACUGGGAAUUAAGCCUCACUCUCUUGUGCACAGGCCUAACAGAGAAAGGUCUGCUAUGGUGGCUAGAUUCAGUAGUAGUGAUGCCAUUAAUGUUGGGGUUGGAUCAGUGGCAUCAUCAUGGACACCCUUUAUGCUUGAACAAGCUGUGGAUUUCUAUUGGCCAGGUAGCUUUCGUGGGGACUUAUUGCCAAAGCAAGAAUCAUCAGAUGUUAAGAAGAUUGACUUAGAUCUUCGGCUCUGAUACAUUAAUUUGGUCCAACUUCUAUGCUCAGAGUCCUGGUUUAAACCACUACUGCUGCUGCUUUUUCUUAAUGGUUUCCCCCUAUGCUAUAUAUGAUGCCACUUGUGCUAAUAAAAUGUCAAGGAUAUUGUUGUAAUUCAGUAGUUGUACUUGUACUAAUUGGUUUGAGAAUGGAAACAAUUCCAUGUCAAUGUGUAUUAAUUGCAAGUUUGCUACAUUAAGAGUGUGUGUAUCAUUUCCAUGUUUAAAAAAUAACUUUGUGGUUUUGAAAAUAUAAUUAAAUAAGGUUGCUCGAA
Messenger RNA from Glycine soja, 1264 nucleotides. Its product is annotated as zinc finger protein 7-like. NCBI's taxonomy places the organism in Eukaryota, Viridiplantae, Streptophyta, Magnoliopsida, Fabales, Fabaceae. The coding region runs from base 336 to 968 and encodes 210 amino acids. The transcript has a single exon. The record is from RefSeq and is a predicted model, not a curated record.